Messenger RNA from Orbicella faveolata, 1668 nucleotides. RefSeq lists its product as uncharacterized. NCBI's taxonomy places the organism in Eukaryota, Metazoa, Cnidaria, Anthozoa, Scleractinia, Merulinidae. The record is from RefSeq and is a predicted model, not a curated record.
AUGGGCGUCUGUUGUUCUACAACCGCAAAAGAAACAGGAGCAUUGUCAUCACGACACUUUGUUUCAGUUAAUAGCUCGCCGAGUUUAUUUCCAACUAAAAACGAAUGCGAGCAAGAUUCCGCCGUGGCGAGCCAUGUUGAAGAUACACGUUCACGCCUUGAAAAAGCUGUGGAGACGGCGAGUGUGGUAGAUUUUAACGAAAAGCGCUCAAUAAGUGCAUUUAUUGAGACUGGUGUAGAUCCCACAUGGGAGGCAAAACAUCGCCCAGGAGAGCGGAAGGAAAGUUGGGAAUGUCUGGUGCAUAAGCCUCGCUGGAAUACAGAAUGGAGUGAAGAGUCGUCCACCGAAAAUGAGGAUGGAGACAACAACGUCAUUGGAUUGAAGCCUUGCUCCUCCGGUGCAAUAAGACGACUUAAGAAAAAGGGCAGUACACGUCAGCCUAAUUGCAAAGACGAGAUCAUACUAUACGGUGCGACACAGCGCUCAUCCGCGAAUACAAACAAGAAAAAAGCAGAUAGCUCCCUGGCAGAGGAUAUCAACUACAUCUUGGACGACGAUUUACCUGCCGCGGAAUCAAGUGGAAUCAACCUAAUUGGUUCAAAUGGGUUAAAUUCACCCAGAUCCAUUGCAACACCGCCCUCAUCAUCGAAAACAAACAAGAAGAAAGCAGAUAACUCCCUGGCAGAGGAUAUCGACUACAUCUUGAACGAUAACAUGCCUCCCGCAGAAUCUAACGGCCCAUGUUUUCCCAGCUCCAACGUAAUCCCAAGCUCAUCCGCCACACGAAAUGCGGCCAAGAAAGAAGAUAACAACCCAAAAAGAGAUAUCCAGAACAUCGUAAGUGAUGGCAAACCUGAUGCGAAAUCAAAGGGGACAAGUCUAUCCAUCGCCCCUGGCUUAGCACCAGGCCCAAAAGCGAUCUAUGCCAAAAGGAAAAACAGGAAAAUGGACAAUAAAGAGCAGAUGCAGCAUGAUCCCUUGGCAAGUUUGAGCACAAAACAGCACGCCAUGAAUUAUCCAAUGAGGGACGAGGAGGUCACAGAAGAUGAGAAACUACCAAAAGGCAUUGAAUGUGUUUUGAAAGACGGUGUCGCAAAAGCUGAAUCAGGUGGGAAAAUCAACUGUGGUGCGUUGUCCUCCUCGAAAAAGGCGCCACGUAAUAAGACAAAAUCCACGAGGCAAAAAGACAUAAGGGAGCAAGAGAAACUAGCAGACCAUAUCGACUAUAUCUUGAAGGACGAUACUACUGCAGCUGAAAAAAAGGAACAAAUCUCCCCGGGUAAAAUUUCGGCCUCUCUAAAAACACGUCGUUUCAAAAAAUCUUCCAUAAGAGAUAAAGGCAUCACCGAGGAAGAGAAACUAGCAGACGAUAUCAAAUACAUCUUGAACGAUAAUAUCCCUGCAGUUGAAACAAAGGAACAAGUUUCCUCUGCAAAAGCUUCAUCCUCGCAGAAAGCACGACGUGCCAAGAAAAAGUCCACAAGGGACGAGGACAUCAGAGAAGAAAAGAAACUGGCAGACGAUAUCGACAGCAUCUUGAAUGAUGAAGUCACUGUAGCAGCAUCAAUCGGGCAAGUGUCCUCCGGUAGAUGUCCAACCACCAAGAAGGUACGGCCACCCAAGAAAUGUUCCACCAAGAAAAAGAAUUCAAAGACGACGAGGAACUAG